AACCUAACCCAAACCCUACCCCAUUUGAUUUCAGCUCUCACUCUCUGUGUCUUCGUUUCCUUACUCAUCGUCGCAUCUAAGCUCGCUCACGACGAAGCCUAGCUUGGCACUCCAACAACCAGGUUUUUCUCAUCAUAUAGAAAACACAAUGAAUCUUGCAGCAUCAAUAUGCUGUAGAUUGGGUGUCAAGCACCUGGUUUCGAAUACUCCUGUGUACAGCAGAGCUUCUGAUGUCACGGCAGAAGGAUUGAGUUUGACAUUUAGGCGCUGGGCUACUAAAAAAUCUGCUGGAUCCACAAAGAAUGGCCGAGACUCAAAUCCUAAGUUUCUUGGAGUGAAGAAAUUUGGUGGAGAGAGAGUGAUACCUGGAAACAUCAUUGUUCGCCAGAGGGGCACCCGAUUUCAUCCUGGAAAUUAUGUUGGCUUAGGGAAGGAUCACACCCUUUUUGCUCUGAAAGAAGGCUGUGUAAAAUUUGAACACCACAAGCUCAGUGGACGCAAGUGGGUGCAUGUCGUGCCCAAGGAAGGUCACAUGCUUCACCCUGUCUAUGCAGAUGUUGCAACCACUUAGUUGUAGACAAUGUCAUACGACCUUGUAAGUUUGUUUUAGAUCUUUUUUAAGUUCAAACCUUUUCCCGGGUUGAUGAUUACAAUAACAAAAGCUUUGUUAUGCCAAAAGUCAACAGGUUUCUGUAAAUCAGAAACUCCGGAUCUUAGGCGAAGGAAUGUUCAUCUCACUUUUACCUGGAUUAUGGCUUUAUAGCACUAAGGUCAUUCUGUUUCUAGUUUGGCCUUUUCACUGGUUUCAGUUUCGUUGCAA
Molecule: messenger RNA, 820 nt
Organism: Prunus dulcis (almond)
Lineage: Eukaryota; Viridiplantae; Streptophyta; Magnoliopsida; Rosales; Rosaceae
Product: 50S ribosomal protein L27-like
Exons: 4
Coding region: 149-571 (140 amino acids)
Biological process (GO): translation
Cellular component (GO): ribosome
Molecular function (GO): structural constituent of ribosome
Source: RefSeq, a predicted model, not a curated record